Messenger RNA from Andrographis paniculata, 2076 nucleotides. Its product is annotated as protein NRT1/ PTR FAMILY 2.9-like. Gene Ontology annotation, molecular function: transmembrane transporter activity. Gene Ontology annotation, biological process: transmembrane transport. The transcript has 4 exons. Lineage: Eukaryota; Viridiplantae; Streptophyta; Magnoliopsida; Lamiales; Acanthaceae. The coding region runs from base 16 to 1860 and encodes 614 amino acids. Gene Ontology annotation, cellular component: plasma membrane. The record is from RefSeq and is a predicted model, not a curated record.
CUCAGGUGCAACCGUAUGUGGUCAGAUAUAGAUAUAGAUGUUGAGACCAUAGAGGAUCUUGCACUAGACAUGGACAAGAAUUACGAGGUUUCGAAUUCUUGCAAAAAGCAAGAACCCAAUUACAAAGGGAUUAGAGCCAUGCCUUUUGUGAUAGGGAACGAGACGUUUGAGAAAUUGGGAACGAUCGGGACAUCGGCUAAUCUUUUGGUGUACCUCACCUCCGUGUUCAAUAUGAAGAAUAUCACGGCUACUAACAUCGUUAACAUCUUCAAUGGGACGUGUAAUUUGGGAACUUUGCUCGGCGCCUUCCUCUCCGAUACUUAUGUUGGCCGCUACACAACACUCGGCAUCGCCUCUAUUUCUUCCUUUAUGGGCAUGCUGGUGCUAACGCUAACCGCAGCCUUUCCAAGCCUACAUCCGUCCAAAUGCGGACCGGAAGACGGCGAUACAUGCGCCGGCGCGUCGGCCGGUCAAUUAUUUUUUCUAUACACGGGAUUUGCCUUUCUGGUUGUCGGCGCGAGCGGGAUUCGACCGUGCAAUUUGGCCUUCGGCGCCGAUCAAUUCAACCCGAACACCGAGUCGGGGAAGCGCGGCAUCAACAGCUUCUUCAACUGGUACUACUUCACCUUCACCUUCGCGAUGAUGGUGUCGCUUACCGUCAUCGUCUACGUUCAGUCGAGCAUCAGUUGGGCCGUCGGGCUCGCCAUCCCAGCGUUCCUCAUGUUCUUAUCGUGCACGUUCUUUUUCGUUGGUUCGAGAAUUUAUGUCCGGGUCCGGCCUCAGGGCAGCCCGCUCACCGCCGUCAUGCAAACGCUCGUCGUCGCGUUUAAAAAACGGAACUUGGAGUUGCCGGAUCAGCCGCGGGAAGUUCUGUUUAACCACAUCCCGGAGGAUUCGAUCAAUUCGAAGCUACCAUAUACCGACGAUUUCAGGUGUCUGAACAAGGCGGCGAUUGCGACGGCGGAGGAUGGAGGAGUUGCCGCCGACGGGUCGGCGGCGGAGCCGUGGCGGCGGCGCAGCCUGCAGCAGGUGGAGGAGAUCAAAUGUGUCGUUCGAGUAAUACCGAUUUGGUUGUCGGGAAUCGUCUACUUCCUCGUGCUAACUCAAAUGCAGACAUACUUGGUCUUCCAGGCCGGCCAGGCCGACCGGCGGAUCGCCGGCGGCGGCGGGUUCAAGAUCCCGGCGGCGUCGUACUCCGUGUUCUCGAUGAUAAGCCUGACGCUGUGGAUUCCGAUUUACGAUCGGCUUCUCGUCCCGAUCCUCCGGCGGAUCACUGGGAAGGACGAGGGGAUCACGCUGCUGCAGAGGAUCGGGAUUGGGCUGGUCCUUGGGGUCGCGACGAUGGCGGUUUCCGGCGCCGUGGAGACGCACCGGCGGCGCGUGGCGCACACGCGCCCCACGAUUGGCGUGGUUCCGCACAAGGGGGCGAUCUCCGCCAUGUCCGGUGGGUGGUUCGUCCCGCCUCUGGCGCUGGCGGGGCUGUCGGAGGCGUUUGCGGUUAUCGGGCAGGUGGAGUUUUAUUACAAGCAGUUCCCGGAGAACAUGAGGAGCUUCGGCGGGUCGUUUCUUUUCUGCGGGUUGGCGGCGGCGAGUUACCUCCACAGUUUGCUGAUCACGGUGGUGCACAAGACGACGGCGGCGGCGGCCGGAGAUGGCGGGAACUGGGUGGCGGAGGAUCUGAACGAGGGGAGAUUGGAUUAUUUGUAUUAUCUGAUUGCGGGAAUUCAGGUUUUGAAUUUGUGGUACUUCGUGGUCUGCGCGAGAUGGUACAAGUACAAGAACGCAGACGACGACGCCAUGGAAGUCGCCAUGGAUGAAAAGCUUGGUGGUGAUCGGAAACCGGCGGCGCUGCAGGCCUGAUUGAAUUAUUGACUUGUGAUUCGAUUCUUACAAUGCGGAUUCGGAUUCGGACACAGAAAUUGGAUGAUCUGUAUGUAAUAAUUAAAUGAGGUUUUUGGUGCAGUGGCUUGGUUAAGGAACCCACCGGAGCCGUAGCGAAAGCGAGUCUUCAUAGGGCAAUUGUCACUGCUUAUGUAAUUGUGUGACUGAUUAUUGAACCAAGAAUUGAUCUCUAAA